Messenger RNA from Apaloderma vittatum (bar-tailed trogon), 1626 nucleotides. RefSeq names its product histone deacetylase 10 (gene HDAC10). Gene Ontology annotation, molecular function: histone deacetylase activity. Gene Ontology annotation, cellular component: histone deacetylase complex. The transcript has 17 exons. Lineage: Eukaryota; Metazoa; Chordata; Aves; Trogoniformes; Trogonidae. The annotation marks the transcript as partial. Gene Ontology annotation, biological process: chromatin organization. The record is from RefSeq and is a predicted model, not a curated record.
GAGCGGUCAUUUGGAAUUUGCUUACCCCUUUUUCAGAACACUUACCGCUGUGCCAGACUAGCAGUAGGAGCAACUUUACAGCUGGUAGAUGCUGUGAUGUCAGGAAGAGUGUGCAAUGGAAUGGCAUUAGUAAGACCUCCAGGUCACCACAGCCAGAGAAAUGCAGCUAACGGGUUCUGCUUGUUCAACAACGUUGCUAUUGCAGCAGAGUAUGCAAAAUUGAAAUACGGUCUGCAGAGAAUCCUAAUUGUUGACUGGGAUGUGCACCAUGGGCAAGGAAUUCAGUAUAUAUUUGAAGAGGAUCCAAGUGUUUUGUAUUUUUCCUGGCAUCGCUAUGAACAUCAGGAAUUCUGGCCCUCACUCAAAGAAUCUGAUUAUGAUGCUGUGGGUCUGGGAAAAGGAAAAGGUUUUAACAUAAAUUUGCCUUGGAAUAAGGUUGGGAUGGGUAAUGCAGAUUACCUUGCUGCAUUUUUCCAUGUAUUGCUUCCGAUGGCUUUUGAGUUUAAUCCUGAACUGGUUCUUGUCUCCUCUGGAUAUGAUUCUGGAAUUGGAGACCCUGAAGGUCAGAUGAAUGCCACUCCUGAGGUUUUUGCCCACCUUACCCAUUUCCUGAUGCAGUUAGCUAAUGGCAAGCUGUGCGUCAUCCUAGAGGGUGGAUACCACUUAAAGUCAUUGUCUGAAUCAGUCUGCAUGACUAUAAAAACUUUGCUUGGAGAUCCCAUACCUCAAAUAACUGGAGAAAUGGCACCUUGCCUAAGUGCUGUUGAAUCCAUUCAAAAUGUGAGAGGAGCACAUAAGCCCUACUGGAAAUGGUUGAUGUAUGAAGUGCCUCCCAUCAAAACAGCAACAACUGACUCUAGAGGUUCAGCACAUUCGCUCCCUGUACCUGUUCAUUUGAUGAAGGAAAUGGACAAAACUGAAUUAAAAGCUCUUGUCAGUGGCUUUUACGCAGACCUCGUGACAGAGGACAAAACUUUGCUCUCUCUUGGCAGUAUGUUGGCUGUCCUAGAUAAAAUACUGAAGAAGGAGGUAUGCAAUGGAAUUGCAGAAUCACCCACAGCUGCUGUUUCAGUUGCUGUUGCACUAAGGCAUUCUGUUCGGUUUGGAUUUCAAAGAGUGCUUUGUAUAUUUGUUGGAGACAUGCAAAUCAUACCGAACACAGAAGACGGAAAGAUACUUGUGAUACAUAUUUGCAAGAAAGAACAGCCUGGAAAGAUCAGCUCUAAACACUAUAUUUCUCUGAACUGGAAAGAGGAUGCUGAAGGGAAUGACUUCUUUUCUGCAGUACUUGGACUCAUUCUUCCCAUAGCAUACAGUUACCAACCUAACUUGACAGUAAUAGCUGUUGGACCAAACAGGAGCCUUGGAAUAAGUGGGAUUUCUCUGCUCUUCACUUUACUACAAGGAUUAGCUGAGUCUCGAAUGCUUGCAGUGGUUGAGGACGGAGAGAUAAAUUUAAUGGAAAGUGUAGCCAAAGCAUUAGUGGGUGCUUCUACACCUCACUUUGGAGUCUUUGUACCUCCUACCCAAGAAAAAGUAAAUAAAAUAAAAAGAUUAAGAGACCAGUUUCGGCAGGAAUGGAAAAUGCUUCAGUGUUCCGUGAAGGAUGGGGUUUCAAGAAAUUGA